Messenger RNA from Aspergillus wentii DTO 134E9, 2775 nucleotides. RefSeq names its product putative quinate pathway repressor protein QutR. Gene Ontology annotation, molecular function: shikimate 3-dehydrogenase (NADP+) activity; 3-phosphoshikimate 1-carboxyvinyltransferase activity; 3-dehydroquinate dehydratase activity. The transcript has 2 exons. NCBI's taxonomy places the organism in Eukaryota, Fungi, Ascomycota, Eurotiomycetes, Eurotiales, Aspergillaceae. The record is from RefSeq and is a predicted model, not a curated record. Bases 1 to 2775 code for a protein of 924 amino acids. Gene Ontology annotation, biological process: chorismate biosynthetic process.
AUGUCGAUUCUCGUGAGACCAGCAAAGCGCAAGUUGGACGAGGUUGAGGGGCCGGAAGAACGGGAACGGAACGCCCGUUUCUCGCAGCGAAACAGUCACGAUCAGAGCAACCCCCCGAGUACUUCCCAGUCGCCAAUUCCUCCAUCCAGAAAAGGCUCUGCGCACUCAGCUAUCGGUUCUUGCUCACGGAAUGAGCAAUUGGAGGCAUCAGGGGAUGGGUAUUGGUAUGCGCCAUCGUUGCGGGAAUUGAACUCCAACCGUGCGUCGCCCGUCUGCUUUGAUGGCUUGUCUCAUGCCCAGAGAACCUUCGAUCGGAAUGCGUCGGUUGUCUUAAUUGGUAUCCGGGGCACUGGGAAAUCUAGCCUCGCAGUCAUGCUUGCGGCCACCUCCGGGAGGCGACUGAUCGAUGCGGAUCGGUACUUUCACCAGAUGACGGGCCGUACGCGUGCUGCAUUCAAGAAGAACUAUGACCUCGCAGAUUAUCGUCAACAGGAAGCCAAGGUGAUGGAAUCGAUGCUUAUGGAACACAAAGAAGGCUACGUGAUUGCCUGUGGACCUGGUUCCAUGGAGCGCAGUGGUCAAAGGCUACUCAGAGAGUACGCGAAUACACACCCAGUGAUCCAUGUCAUUCGAGAUCCGGAAAGCAUCCAGUCAUAUUUGAAAGCCUGGGAUACGGAUAAGGUUCGCCGGUUUCUCGAGCUGUCAGGUCCAAUUUAUCGAGCGUGCUCAAACAUGGAGUUUUUUAACGUCUCUGAAUUAGACGCUGGAGAGCAUGCUGGGAAAGAUGGCCAUCACCACACCACACUAGAUCUUGAGCUUGACCACAGAGCACAGUCUCCCACUCCCUUCCUGACUCUAAAAAGACUGCAGCGUGAUUUCCUUCGCUUCGUCAACUUUGCGACAGGAGAUGCAAACGAUGUGAGCAGCCAGGAUGUCUCGUUCCCCCUCUCAAUGCUACCGAUAGAAUCCCGGACGUUUACAUAUUCGGUGGCUGUGCCAAUUUCUUCAUUAUUUGAGCAGGACUUGGACAUCGAAGAUUUGGAGUCUACCACAGAUGCUUUUGAAUUGAAAGUCGACGUGCCAGAAUCCCCUUCUACUCAUAUCGGUGUGGACUCGACUCUCGCGGACAAAAUCAGCCAGACCGUGGCUACGAUUCGACGAAACAUUGUCGUCCCUUUCAUCUUCCAUGUUGAAAGUAAGCUACCUACUGGAAAUUCGACUCCGCAAAGCCAGCCGUUACGACGUCCAGACGAUGCCUAUCUAAACCUAUGCCGACAUGGACUCCGGCUCGCCCCCGAAUUUUUGACCGUCGACCUUUCGUACGAUGAUGCCGUUAUAUCACAAAUAAUCGCUUCCAAGGGCACAACCGCGGUUAUUGGGCAUUUUGCGGCCUUCGAGCCUCUUCCUAGUGGCUGGGAUAAUGCGGAUUACACUGAAAUGUACGAGCGAGCCAAAAAACUGGGAUGCGACAUGGUUAGGCUGUCACAAUCAGCGGCAACAAUUGAUGACAAUUAUGCCGUUCAAAGGUUCCGUCAUCAUAUCAACACUCUUCCUAAGCCAAGCCUUCCUCUUAUUGCUUACAACUCUGGUCCUCUGGGCCGAAUGUCGUGCUGUUUCAAUCCUAUUCUUACUCCCGUCACCCACCCUUCUCUAUCGUCAGACCCGGCAAAACUGCCACCAUGUAUCACUCUACGUGAAGCGCAUGAAGCUCUUUACGCCUCAUUUACACUGGAUCCGAUGCAGUUCUUUGUUUUCGGUGCCAAUGUCACCUACAGUUUGUCUCCGGCCAUGCACAAUGCAGCUUAUAAGCUGUGCGGCAUGCCCCACGUAUAUAGCAUUCAUCAGUCAUCAUCUCUACGAGGCUUGAGUGAACUCGUGGAAAACCCUCAUUUUGGCGGUGCCAGUGUCAGUUUGCCUUACAAGACCGAGGCUAUUCCCCUCCUCCACUCAAUGUCUCCACAUGCUCGGGCUAUUGGUGCCGUCAACACCAUAGUUCCUAUACGAAACAUCGAGGACAAUGUCCUCGUCUCGGAGAAGUCCUCUCUAUACCUGGAGAAGAGCCGUGCUGGGCCCAUCAAAGCCCUGCAUGGCGAUAACACCGACUGGAUCGGAAUCGGCAACUGUUUCCGGAGAGGUUUAUCUCCCGCUAACGCAAUCCGCCCUAACUCCACGGGUCUUGUCAUCGGAGCAGGGGGUAUGGCUCGUGCGGCUGUGUAUUCCAUGAUCCAUCUAGGCUUGCAGAACAUUUUCGUUUUCAACCGCACAUCCGCCAACGCGGAGAAGCUUGUCCAUCACUAUCAUCGACAAAACCUCCAUCACGCCCUAAAGAGGAGCGGGUCGACUCCCCAUCCCACAAUACACGUCCUGGCCUCGUUGCAAGACAACUGGCCUGCCGGCUACAAACAGCCAACAGUCAUUGCGUCUUGUAUUCCAGCUCACAGUAUUGGAGGACAACCGGCGCCCAAUUUUGAAAUACCUUCCCAGUGGCUUGAAAGCCCUACUGGUGGUGUUGUUGUCGAGCUAGCUUACAAACCCCUCAACACCCCACUCAUCAAGCAAAUGCGAGCUCUUUCCCAUAGAGGCUGGGUAGCCCUUGACGGUCUCGAUGUUCUGCCAGAACAAGGUUUUGCCCAAUUUGAGCUUUUCACGGGCCGUCGCGCUCCCCGGCGAUUGAUGAGGACGAUUGUGUUGAAGGAAUACAAGGAUGAAGAAGAGCAAUAUGACCCCAGCUCAAUUCAGAGUCGGCUGGAAAAUCUGGAUGGACAGCCUACAUGA